GGCGCCACUGGCGCACGCCUCCCGCGCUUCGGCAUCUUGUUCAAUCCCGAGUCUAAUUAUACGACUUGCAUGUGUAAUGCAAUUCAGAUAAUUGCAGGUUUCGGAAGUGCUCUGCGAGGAGUACCCAAAGGAUUUUGUCCUCAUUUAUGCAAUGUCCAAGCAUCAAUAUAUAAUGGAUUUAUUCAUCGGAAGAAAAGCCUUCUUACAUUGGGAUGCUCUUUUCGUUCCAUUCAUGCAAGAAAUAACCACUCGUCAGCUGUCACACCCAAAGAUUACUGUGAAACUUACAUCCAGUUUUUAAGGGACAAACGGAUUGUUCCUGAUUCAGAUCCUCCAAACUCUAAGGAUGUGGACCUACUGUACAGGUUUAUAGAUAAGAGCAAUAAGCUCAUGGUAUUAACUGGAGCAGGAAUGAGCACCGAGUCAGGAAUUCCUGAUUAUAGGAGUCCUAAUGGAGCAUACAGUUCUGGUUUUAAACCACUUACUCAUCAGGAGUUUGUUCGCUCUAUUCGAGCCAGACGUCGCUACUGGGCUAGGAGCUAUGCUGGAUGGAGAAGGUUCACGAGAGCACAACCAAAUACAGCUCACUAUGCUCUCGCUUCACUAGAAAGAGUUGGCCGUGUUCACUCGAUGGUUACUCAGAAUGUGGAUAGGUUACAUCACCGUGCUGGUAGUAAGCCAAUUGAGUUGCAUGGAAGUGUAUAUGAGGUAAUUUGCUUAGAUUGUGGUACAUCCAUCAGCCGAGAGUCAUUCCAAGAACAAGUGAAGGACCUCAACCCAAAGUGGGCUCUAGCUAUUGACAGUUUGGAAGAGGGCCAACCUGGCUCAGGCAAAAGUUUUGGAAUGCAGCAGCGGCCUGAUGGUGAUAUUGAGAUUGAUGAGAAAUUUUGGGAGCAAGAUUUUGACAUUCCUUGUUGCACUCAAUGUGGUGGAGUGCUAAAACCUGAUGUUGUGAUGUUUGGUGAUAAUGUUCCUCAAGAGAGAGCUGAUAAUGCUAAGGAGGCUGCAAGAAACUGUGAUGCUCUUCUCGUGGUUGGUUCAGCUGUAAUGACAAUGUCUGCUUUUAGGCUGGCAAGGCUUGCACAUGAAGCAAAUGCACCAAUAGCCGCGAUCAACAUUGGGGACACGAGGGCUGAUAGCAUUCUAUCUUUGAAAAUUAAUGCGAGAUGUGGGGAGAUACUGCCCAGAAUACUUCAGGUGGGAAGUCUAGCUGUACCAAGUGUGAGCUGAUCAUUUGCUGUUUCCAGUCAUAAUCUUCUUUGUUAGUGACAGUCUCCACAAGAACAAUGUUUGGAGAAAUAGAUCAUGAGGGAAGAACACAGGUGAGACAUAUGUAACUAUGGAUAUGACACCUGGUUAGUGUAAUCUGGUAGUGGUUGUUGUAAGUGCAAGCAAACAUGUAUCAAUAGUGUACAUGUAACUUAAGCGUACAUACUGGCUAACAGGCUGAGGCAAAACAGAGUGCAAGAAGCAUUUUGAGUGAUGUUUUGUUCGUAUGUAUCCAGGAAAAUAAUAUCCAAGGCGAUCGUCGGAA
Molecule: messenger RNA, 1534 nt
Organism: Lolium rigidum
Lineage: Eukaryota; Viridiplantae; Streptophyta; Magnoliopsida; Poales; Poaceae
Product: NAD-dependent protein deacylase SRT2-like
Exons: 11
Coding region: 70-1230 (386 amino acids)
Molecular function (GO): NAD+ binding; NAD-dependent protein lysine deacetylase activity
Source: RefSeq, a predicted model, not a curated record